UGGGGUCUCGGCGCUUGAACAUCACAUGAUCGUCGAGUCACAUGACUUUGUUUUGGCGAAAAUGACAGCUAGCGUUACAGCAUCUACUAUAUAUUUAUGUACUGUUUUUAUUGUUUUAUUCAAUGUAUAUGUCGACAGCCAGGAUACUGACGCACAGUUGUGUCAAAUGUGUGAAGGGACUGUAAGACAAGACAGUCCUGUCUGGGAUUUCUGCCUAACAAAAGGCCAUAUUAAGGGACGCUGCUGUUUUAGAAAUAAUACCAGUAAUGAAGAUACCAUUAUAGGGUUGGACUUGGCAAACUGCUCUAUUAGUCAUGUAGAGCACCUGUAUAAUUCAUCCACAGCAUUCAUAAUAGACCUCUCCAACAACCCAAUCUCCAAUCUGAGCGAUUUCAUAUUUCAGGGUUUUAGCCAGCUUACCCAACUUCUACUACCCUCAAAACUGGAGUGUCCCGGGGGUAAUGCAUCAUGGGAGAAGGUUGAAGUGAAAAACAAUGCCAAAAUCUGCGAAGGACAGAUAAAUAUUUGCAAUCAGACUGCACAGAUGCCCUGGGAUUGCCCUGAAAACUCAUUCUGCAGCCCAUUUGGACCAGGGUUCUUUGAGUGUAGUUGUCUGCAUAAUUUCCAUGGAUACAAGUGCAUGAGACAGGGCGAGUUUCCUAUAGUUAAGGUACUUGGGAUACUAACCGGAUCUACAGUUGUGGUUUCAUCUUUACUCUGGUUCACACAAAGACGAAAGGUCAAGAACACUUGAGUUUUAAAGAAAACUGACUGUUGGACUGACAGUGGAGCCACAACAUGCAUCAAACUUACUGGAAACGGUGCAGGAGACACCAAAGAGUUUCAUACACUGGACGGUGUGACCCAUCUGCAGAACAUUUGAGUUUCUUGUUUUUAUACUUGCCAAAAGCAGGUUUUUUUUUAAUUAACUUUCCUUUCCUUUAACCCUCAAAAUCCUUAAACAUUUUUAUGAAUACGUAUUUUGAAAGCUUUCAUGAAUACGUCACAUUUUCACAGCCUUGACGAGGCUGGUCCGUAAAGGGGAAACUGACCGUAGACUGACCUCGCUGAUUGUGUUUGGAGGGCAGCCACAUUUCUGACCGAUGUUUAGACACUAAACAUGUCAACGUGAAGCACUGAUCUAUUAUAACAAUGAGAAAUAUUUUGUGUUGCUUUAAGAUAAAUAAUUAUCUUAAUUUUUAAAGAUGUUUACUUAAGUGUUUACUUAAAAAGUAGUGUUUUGACUUAGAAAAAGAUUGAAUUUUACAGAUGGGGAAAUGUAGAUUGUUACUUCCACAUCCUGCUGUUUACAGAUGUCACAUGUUAUGUCCUAACUGAUUAUCCUUCAACCUCUUUAACUAUGCUUUUCUGUUUUUGGCAACGUAAGAGUGUAAAAGGGAAUCGGUUCCAUCUUGAGAUAUAUAGACAGACACACUAUUAGAAGAACACUGACAUACGUAAAUGACAUUGUUCAGGUUUUUGUCAAUAAUGUAGGAUUGUGAUAGGGAAUUCAGAAUGUACCUUAACAGCCUGGUACCUGAAAUAAAGAUUUAUCACA
Messenger RNA from Carassius gibelio (silver crucian carp), 1558 nucleotides. RefSeq names its product all-trans retinoic acid-induced differentiation factor (gene atraid). The record is from RefSeq and is a predicted model, not a curated record. Gene Ontology annotation, cellular component: intracellular membrane-bounded organelle. Gene Ontology annotation, biological process: positive regulation of osteoblast differentiation. Bases 26 to 754 code for a protein of 242 amino acids. The transcript has 7 exons. NCBI's taxonomy places the organism in Eukaryota, Metazoa, Chordata, Actinopteri, Cypriniformes, Cyprinidae.